This is a messenger RNA of Necator americanus (New World hookworm), 1737 nucleotides long. RefSeq lists its product as uncharacterized. The coding region runs from base 1 to 1737 and encodes 578 amino acids. Gene Ontology annotation, biological process: G protein-coupled receptor signaling pathway; response to pheromone. NCBI's taxonomy places the organism in Eukaryota, Metazoa, Nematoda, Chromadorea, Rhabditida, Ancylostomatidae. The record is from RefSeq and is a predicted model, not a curated record. The transcript has 15 exons.
AUGGCGUCGUCUCGUGUCGGUCAAUCCGAUGACGUCGUACUCAAGCUUUCUGGCUUGCACUAUCAGAUAUUCGAUGGCCGCUUCCGAUGCAAGCCCACGCUUUUGGCCGGACCGACGUGCGGGAUACAAGGAUGUCAUGAGUCAGUCCUGGCUCAGCAGAAACAGGAAGUCCAUCCCCUGAAUCCACCCGCGUCUCUGAGAAAUCACAAGAAUGAAGGAGAAAUGAUCAGAAAAUGGGUCACACUGAAGAUAAUAAUCACGAUUCUUGUAACGGCCGUUACAGACGCAGUUCACGUGACUGGCAAGUGGAAUACGGGUUCAGAACGUGUAAAAAUUGUCACAAAGUUUGGAUUCCAACAAACUAGCGUCUUGGAUCGAAAAAACACUCGUGGCUUUGUAUACGGAAAUGUUACCUCCUCGGCUUCUGUUAAUUCUACACGACAGUUUCUUUUCGCCUUGGUUCCCCAAACGUUGAUAGCCUCAUUUCAUAGUGACUCCAAGUAUGCAGUAUCAUGUGGGGUGAUGAUGCAGAAUAUUAGUAGACUUGGUUUCGAAUCACGGUGUUUCACAGAUGGGAAACGCGGUGAUAUUUUCCGAUGGAUCCCUUGUGCUAAAGGACAGUUAUGUCACGAAGAAGACGAUCCGCGCGUGGUAGUUCCUGGUUGGCAAAUGACCAUGCAAGUAGAAGAACCAUCAACUGCUGAAUACUGGUACAUCGUGUUCUUGGCAUGUAAACUAGAUAAAGAGUGUAGAUGGGUCCAUUCUGAUGCCAGUGUUCUUGUUGACUACAAUAUAUGGCUAACGAACGGUCGACCGAGUUCCAGUGGUGCUAGCCCUCUAACGUGGCAGUUUUCUUUUGAUGAACAGGACACACUUGAAAUUUACAUUGUGACCUUGGUAGUUUAUAUCGUGCUCUCUGCGAUAAUGUCACGUGGUCUCCAAUUAUCCAAGACGAGCAGCCCUCCCGGACGGUUGAGAAUGCUCAACUUCAUAAUUACUAUGAAAGCUGCAGGUGUUGCUUUACAGUCACUGAAUGUUUUUGUAUUUGCUUUGGAUGGAGAAGGCUUAUUUAUUGCGAGAGUGGUUGGCGAGAUUUUACGAGUCGCGGGUAUCGAGCUUUUGUGGUUGCUGUUAUUGUUGCUGUCUCGGGGAUGGGGAUUGUAUCCAUGGACAUCCGUAUCAUCCCGCACGUGUAUAAUAAUAUGGGCCGUUCUAGCUACAACACACUUCAUUCUAUUUAUUUGUAAUUUUAUCUUCUUAUAUGAUGUUUUACACGAAGUAGAUGUGUUCUCAUCUUGGCCAGGUUAUGGACAACUGCUUAUCAGAAUAUUGUUGGCCCUUUGGUUCCUUGUGGAAAUCCGAAAGCUCAUAAUGAGGGAGCGAAGUGAAGAGCGAGCAACUUUUAUAGCACACAUUGGAUCUGGUUUUCUUGUUUGGUUUGUAUAUCUGCCUGGCCUCGGCGUCAUUGCUUCCUUCAUAUCGCAACUUUGGAGAUUUAAAAUCAUUCUUGGAAUUACAACAUUUGCUAACUAUGUUGCACUUGCAUGUCUGGUUCAUCUGUUUUGGCCUACUAGUUCGUAUAGAAAGUUCUUUCACGAUGGAUUGUAUAUGCAUCGACGGAUGGAAAGGACCGAGUCGCAUGAAAUGCAUGAUCUUGAGAGACUUUUACUCGAGACAGACGAUUCAGAUGCAGACUUCCCAGAAGUUGACUCUAGCACUUCUUUACAUGUCAUUUAG